CCUCCCAUCCCACCUCGCAAUCUCCGCCCAAAUCCGACGCCUCCACGCAAAAACCCCGUAAAAAUCUCCGCCGCCGCCGCCGCCGCGAUGGCCGCCACCGCUGCCACCGCCCACACCUUCCUCCACCUCGCCGCCCCGAGGAAUCCCUCCGCCGCGCCCACAAGCCUCCUCCGCCUCCCGGGACGCCGCGUGAACCACGCCCGCCUCACGGCCAGCUGCAGCGGCUCCGGGAACAACAACGCCGCCGGCGCCGGCACCGACGACCUCGCCGCCUUCCCCAACCCCAACGGGAUCCUCGUCGCGCCCCCCGCGGCGGCGUCGCCCUCGCACUCGCCCAUCGACGUCGACGUGGCCACGGAGGCGGAGCUGCGGGAGAACGGGUUCCGGAGCACGCGGCGCACCAAGCUCGUCUGCACCGUGGGCCCCGCCACCUGCGGCCCCGAGGAGCUGGAGGCGCUGGCCGUCGGCGGGAUGAACGUGGCGCGCGUCAACAUGUGCCACGGGGACCGGGAGUGGCACCGCGGGGUCAUCCGCGCCGUGCGGAGCCUCAACGAGGAGAAGGGCUUCGCCGUCGCCGUCAUGAUGGACACCGAGGGGAGUGAGAUCCACAUGGGGGACCUCGGCGGCGCUCCGGCCGCCAAGGCGGAGGAUGGAGAAAUAUGGACAUUCAGCGUAAGAUCUUUUGAGGCACCUCCCCCAGAACGAACUAUCCAUGUGAACUAUGAAGGCUUUGCUGAAGAUGUAAGAGUUGGUGAUGAGCUUCUUGUUGAUGGUGGAAUGGCUCGGUUUGAGGUGAUUGAGAAAUUAGGGCCAGAUGUCAAGUGCCGUUGCACAGAUCCUGGUUUGUUAUUACCACGUGCCAAUCUCACAUUUUGGCGGGAUGGCAGUAUUGUCCGUGAGAGGAACGCUAUGCUUCCAACUAUUUCAUCAAAGGAUUGGCUUGACAUAGACUUUGGAAUUUCUGAAGGUGUAGAUUUUAUUGCAGUUUCGUUUGUCAAGUCUGCAGAAGUAAUUAACCAUCUGAAAAGCUAUAUAGCUGCAAGGAGCCGGGGCAGUGAUAUAGCGGUCAUUGCAAAGAUUGAGAGCAUUGACUCUUUGAAGAACUUGGAGGAAAUAAUCCGUGCUUCAGACGGUGCCAUGGUAGCCAGAGGAGAUAUGGGGGCACAAAUUCCCUUGGAGCAGGUCCCCUCAGUACAACAAAAGAUAGUUAAACUGUGCAGGCAGCUCAACAAGCCAGUCAUUGUUGCGUCCCAGCUUCUUGAAUCGAUGAUUGAGUAUCCUACACCCACCAGGGCCGAAGUAGCUGAUGUUUCUGAAGCAGUUCGUCAACGUGCAGAUGCACUUAUGCUCUCUGGUGAAUCAGCUAUGGGGAGAUAUCCAGAGAAAGCUCUUAGUGUCCUCAGGAGUGUUAGCAUAAGGAUUGAGAAGUGGUGGAGAGAGGAGAAGCGUCACGAGGAGCUGGAACUUAAAGAUGUUUCAUCUUCAUUCUCUGACAAAAUAUCAGAAGAAAUCUGCAUUUCGGCUGCCAAAAUGGCCAACAAAUUGGAGGUAGAUGCCGUUUUUGUCUACACAAAGACUGGCCACAUGGCGUCCCUGCUCUCACGGUGCCGUCCUGACUGCCCGAUUUUCGCCUUCACGAGCUCGACAUCUGUGCGGAGACGGCUGAACCUUCAAUGGGGCCUCAUCCCUUUCCGCCUCAGCUUCUCAGAUGACAUGGAGAGCAACCUGAACCGCACCUUCUCGCUGCUCAAGGCCAGGGGCAUGAUCCAGUCUGGCGACCUGGUCAUCGCGCUCUCCGACAUGCUGCAGUCCAUCCAGGUCAUGAACGUACCUUGAGAAUCAUCAUUCCUCCCUCGUGCUUGUUUAUUCUGCCCCAAAAUGAAACGCCUUUAUUUUGAUAUCUCAAGGGGGCAGUUUUCUGGAUGGAAUUUAUUCGUUUGUUCUCCAUUGUGUUAGACAACAGAACAAGAGAAUGUUACAACAAUAAUGCUGCAACUUCCAGCAGCGUUGUAAACCCUAUGCUAUUUAGCCUGAUGUAGACCAUGUACUGUUUUGUCGCUUACCAUUCUAGGCUGUGUGUGUACUAACCUCUAUUUAAGCUAUGUAUGAAAAUUUUCUUUAUCAGAAAAUACUCCUUACUAGGGCCUA
Messenger RNA from Oryza brachyantha (malo sina), 2148 nucleotides. RefSeq names its product pyruvate kinase isozyme A, chloroplastic. Gene Ontology annotation, biological process: glycolytic process. Gene Ontology annotation, molecular function: potassium ion binding; pyruvate kinase activity; magnesium ion binding. The transcript has 6 exons. The coding region runs from base 88 to 1836 and encodes 582 amino acids. Gene Ontology annotation, cellular component: chloroplast stroma; cytoplasm. The record is from RefSeq and is a predicted model, not a curated record. Lineage: Eukaryota; Viridiplantae; Streptophyta; Magnoliopsida; Poales; Poaceae.